AUGCGUCAAAGCCGAGAUGUGCAGAUCGAGUCAACUAUUCAGAUCAAAGCUAAAGUUGCGAAGCAGUCCUGGUGGGAUAUGGACUGUUCACUUAAUGGUCAAGAAACAGUCAUUUCUUUCUACCUGGACAGAAUCCUGAUCAUGAUCGGCUACACAGAUACGCACACGAAGAAGAUGAUAAAUUUCAGAAACACGGCAUGGGGCUUCUUAAACUGCCCAGCUAUUGUGCUCUUCUCGCCGCGGUUUGAGCAUCGGACAAUGUUCCUUACUGGAGCAUAUGGCUUGCUUAAAGCCUUCAUAGCUGUGGAGAAGACGACUUAUUCCGAGGGUGGAGAUUACCGUAGUAGUGGCGAGAAAUGUACUGAUAUCGUGGUUGAUGUGGAGGAGGCUGUGCCGGAGAAGAAGUGA
Molecule: messenger RNA, 408 nt
Organism: Drepanopeziza brunnea f. sp. 'multigermtubi' MB_m1
Lineage: Eukaryota; Fungi; Ascomycota; Leotiomycetes; Helotiales; Drepanopezizaceae
Source: RefSeq, a predicted model, not a curated record